Daucus carota subsp. sativus is the source of this 1563-nucleotide messenger RNA. RefSeq names its product NAC domain-containing protein 46. The transcript has 3 exons. Gene Ontology annotation, molecular function: DNA binding. The record is from RefSeq and is a predicted model, not a curated record. Gene Ontology annotation, biological process: regulation of DNA-templated transcription. NCBI's taxonomy places the organism in Eukaryota, Viridiplantae, Streptophyta, Magnoliopsida, Apiales, Apiaceae. Bases 194 to 1327 code for a protein of 377 amino acids.
GCUUUCUCCCUAUUUAAACCCCUUGUUUCGCCUGCCUUUCCUUUCUUCUUUUUUAAACUGCUGCUUCCAGCUUCUUCUCUCUCGAAACAAAUUGUUUCCAAGAGGUUUUUACGUUAUCAGAAAUCUAUAUAUAUAUAUAUAAAGCUAAUCGAGAGCCUAUAUUAUAUAUAGUUUGAGAUUAGUAAAAAUAUUUAUGGAAGGAGGUUCAAUAGUGGUUGAUCAACAAGGUGAGCAAGAGCUGCUGAAUUUACCACCAGGAUUCAGAUUUCAUCCCACAGAUGAGGAGAUUAUAACUCAUUAUCUCGCACCCAAGAUUGUCAACCCCCGAUUCAAUGCAACUGCUGUUGGAGAAGUUGAUCUCAAUAAGUCUGAGCCAUGGGAUUUACCAAAGAAAGCAAAGAUGGGAGAGAAGGAAUGGUUCUUCUUCUGCCAAAGAGACCGGAAGUAUCCUACGGGGAUGCGAACAAACAGGGCUACAGAACAAGGAUACUGGAAAGCUACCGGAAAAGACAAGGAGAUCUACCGAAAGGCCAAAAAUCGCGGCGACGGACAGCAGCUGGUGGGGAUGAAAAAAACUCUGGUGUUUUACAGAGGGAGAGCUCCCAAAGGAGAGAAAUCCAACUGGGUGAUGCAUGAAUUUCGAGUGGAAGGAAAAUUAUCUUACCAGAACUUUGCUAAUAAAACAGCUGCAAAGGAUGAAUGGGUUGUGUGCAAGGUUUUUCAUAAGAAUGCGACGACAGCGCCUCUGAUCAACAAGAAAAACUCAAUGGACUCCUUUGUGGAAGGCCUUCUGGACAGUAAUUCUCUGCCACCACUCGUGGAUUCUCCGUACGCUGCCAAUGCAAACAUCAACGCGACUACUGAUACGGUUACCACUAAUCAGUUACAAGAUUCGAAAGGGACAAUAUAUCCGCCUUCGUUUUUUGGAUCCUCCGACCAAAAAUUUACCAACCAAAUGCAACAGCAUGGCUACAUGGCCCCUGCUCCCGGUAUAACUCAAAAUACUCAUUUUUACAGUUAUGAUCAAGUGCCAAACACCAUGUUUUACUCUCAAAAUGUGAAUUUUCCUUACCAAGCAUCUUCUAGUCUCGGUAAUUACUUGCACCAACAGAGGUUCGAUUCUGUGCCUAAUAAACGGCAGUGCAAGGUGGAGCAGUACUCGUCGAAUCUCACUCGUUCUCAAGACACCGGACUCAGCACUGAAUUGACGGCUGAGAUAUCCUCCAAGCAACAAAUGGAUAGAAGCAAACCUACUUAUAAUGAAGAUGCUGAGGGUACUUCAGCUAGCCAUCUUGCAGAUUUUGAUCCUUUCUGGGAUUUUCAAUAAGUUUAGCAUUAUUUGUGCUCCAAAUUAUCUUUAUAUGUUUGUUUAAUUUAUUAAUUGCUUAGGUCUUUCCAUUGUAAUCAAUCAGCUAGCUAGCUAUUUAUUGGGAAAUAUAUACCGGUCGGAUCAUGCUGUCCUCGAUCAUUUUAGAGGAUAGCUACUCCAAUAGGAAAGUUCUUCAUGCAGUUCGAAUUUUAAUUUAUUGAUGUAUAUAUAGCUUAAUUAGCUUCUUGUUGGAA